GAGAGACUAACAUAUGAAAAAAGUGAAUAAUAUUUGACUAUCGAUAGGAAAAUAAAUCUUUUUGUUAGUGGGUAAUCUUUGGCAGUUUUGUUUAUUCCUAUUUCUCUUAUUUUCUUUUUCAUAUCUUUGUAUCUUAUUAGGUUGUCAGCAAACGAUGCCGCAUCUCCUUCCUCUGAUUUUUGAGGCCGUUUAACAGAUCCUAUAGCAUGAAGUCUCAACGGCCAAAUCUCGCGCCAAAAGGUCCUUUAGCAUGAACUUGGCCUACUCUAUAUCUCCGCCUUCAAAACCCAACAUCUCUUUCUUUCAUUUUCUACUCAAAUCUCACAUUGAAGCUAGAAAACCCAAAUCAGCACUAGCUCUUUUUCGCCAUUUACUGCAAUCCAGCUUGAAACCAAAUGACUUCACUUUCUCUCUACUUCUUAAAUCCUCUACUUUGUCGUUAUUAGGUUCAAAUUCAUUAGAUGCCAAUACAGAAGCCAUUCAAAUCCAAAACCACUUGAUAAAACGGGGUAUUGAUCAGUUUGUCUAUGUAAGUACAGCUCUUCUUGACUUGUACAUGAAAUUGGGGCGAGUAAGCUAUGCGCAUAACGCGUUUGAUUAUAUGCCUAUUAGAGAUGUUGUUUCUUGGAAUGCCUUGAUUUGUGGGUAUUCACGAAAUGGUUAUGAUUUCAGUGCUCUGGAGCUUUUUGUUCAGAUGCUUAAAUUGGGAUUCUGCCCUCGUCAAACUACAUUGGUUGGUUUGCUUCCAUCUUGUGGGCAGCUUGAAUUGGUUUUUCAAGGGAAGUCUAUUCAUGGGUUUGGGAUCAAGUCUGGCCUCCAUCUGGAUCCUCAAGUGAAAAAUGCACUUACAUCAAUGUAUGCUAAAUGUGGGGAUUUGGAAGCUGCAGAAUAUCUGUUUGAAGAAAUGAUGGAUAAAAGUGUGGUUUCUUGGAAUACCAUGAUAGGUGCCUAUGGACAAAAUGGUUUCUUUGAUGAGGCAAUGUUUGUCUUCAAACGAAUGAUAGGGGCAGGAGUGGAAGUUAGUCAGGUCACCAUAAUGAGUCUGCCGUCUGCAAAUGCUAAUCCCGAAUCCAUACAUUGUUAUACAAUCAAAGUGGGUCUUGCCGAUGAUGCAUCAGUUGUUACUUCAUUGAUUUGUAUGUAUGCAAGGUAUGGGAGCACCGAUCAUGCAGAAUUGCUUUACUGGUCCUUGCCGCAGAAGAACUUGGUUUCAUUGACUGCUAUUAUUACAAGCUAUGCUGAGGCAGGAAAUCUGGGAUUGGUGAUGGAAAGUUUUUCUCAAAUGCAUCAAUUAAACAUGAAGCCAGAUUCAGUUGCUAUGCUAAGUAUCCUUCAUGGGAUUGCUGACCCUGUUCACAUAAGCAUUGGGCAUGUUUUUCAUGGUUAUGCAAUUAAGAGUGGAUUGGACACCUUCAAUUUGGUUACAAAUGGACUAAUAAGUAUGUACUCAAAGUUCAACAAUGUAGAAGCUCUCUUCGGUUUGUUUUCUGGAAUGCACGAAAAACCGUUGAUUAGUUGGAAUUCGGUGAUAUCUGGCUGUGUACAGGCUGGAAGGGCAAGUCAUGCCAUAGAGUUAUUCUGUCAAAUGAAGAUGCAUGGAUGUAAUCCAGAUGCCAUUACCAUUGCUAGUUUACUGUCUGGUUGUUCCCAACUUGGAUACUUGCAGUUUGGGGAGAGACUUCACAGUUACAUUCUCAGGAACAAACUAGAAAUGGAAGAUUUUGUUGGAACUGCCCUUAUACAUAUGUAUACCAAGUGUGGGAGCAUAGUUCACGCAGAAAGGGUAUUCAAGAGCAUUGGUAAACCAUGUCUAGCAACAUGGAACGCGAUGAUAUCGGGCUAUAGUUGCUAUGGCUUUGAACAUAAGGCUCUAACUUGUUACUCUGAAAUGCAAGAGCAAGGGGUAGAACCUGAUAAAAUCACGUUUUUAGGAGUUUUAGCUGCUUGCACCCAUGGGGGUCUUAUUCAUGAAGGGAGAAGGUACUUCCAGAUAAUGACCAAAGUGUACGAUAUGGUGCCAACUUUGCAACACUGUGCAUGCAUGGUUGGUCUCUUGGCUCGGGUAGGUUUAUUUGAGGAGGCACUUUUAUUUAUCAAGAAUAUGGAGAAGGAACCCGAUUCUGCUGUGUGGGGUGCUUUUCUCAGUGCUUGUUGCAUCCACCAAGAGGUCAAACUUGGGGAGUAUUUGGCCAAGAAAUUAUAUUUAUUGGAUUGUAGAAAUGGGGGCCUUUACGUGUUGAUGUCCAAUCUUUAUGCAGUUACGGGGAGGUGGGACGAUGUAGCAAGGGUGAGGGAGAUGAUGAAAGAUGCUGGAGGAGAUGGAAAUUCUGGAGUCAGCCAAAUUGAGGAUUUGGAAGUGAUAAAAGAAUUGUCAGACAGAUACCUUGAGGUGCAACUGACUGAGAAGACGGAGGAAGCCAGACAUGAGUAAUUCCUGCACUAGCAAUAUCAGGAACGAAAUUCUUGAGUGAGUUGUACCAUCC
Messenger RNA from Ricinus communis (castor bean), 2483 nucleotides. RefSeq names its product pentatricopeptide repeat-containing protein At2g04860. The transcript has 2 exons. The record is from RefSeq and is a predicted model, not a curated record. Gene Ontology annotation, biological process: RNA modification. NCBI's taxonomy places the organism in Eukaryota, Viridiplantae, Streptophyta, Magnoliopsida, Malpighiales, Euphorbiaceae. Gene Ontology annotation, molecular function: RNA binding; protein binding. Bases 251 to 2431 code for a protein of 726 amino acids.